AGCCCGGCGCAUCCCCCGGCUCGUCCGCGUGUCCCCGGUGCCGCCCGGGGCCGCCCCGGGGGCGGGGGCGGCUCUGAGCCCUCCCGCGCCCGAUCAAAACCCCGCGGAGGCGGCGCCCGGCGGCGCAGAGCCCGGUGGCACCGGCACCGGCAGGCGGGGACCGGGACCGGCACCGGGACCGGGCAGGGGACGGGCAGGGUGCGGGCAGCCCAGCAGCAGCAGCAGGAUGGCGAGCGGGACCCCCGUCCCCCAACCCACCCCAUCCUCAUCCUCCCGCCCCGUCCCCCGCGUCCCGGGGGGCCGCUGAGCGCCGGUGGCCGGAUCCUGGGUCCAUGCCCCCGUCCCCCGCCAUGGAGAGCCCCGAGGGGGGGUACUCGGUGCAGGCCACCGCCGCCAUCGCGGCCGCCAUCACCUUCCUGGUGCUCUUCACCAUCACGGGCAACGUGCUGGUGAUCAUGGCCGUGCUGACGAGCCGCUCGCUGCGGGCGCCCCAAAACCUCUUCUUGGUCUCGCUGGCGGCCGCCGACAUCCUGGUGGCCACGCUCAUCAUCCCCUUCUCGCUGGCCAAUGAGCUGCUGGGCUACUGGUACUUCCAGAAGACGUGGUGCGAGAUCUACCUGGCCUUGGACGUGCUCUUCUGCACCUCGUCCAUCGUGCACCUCUGCGCCAUCAGCCUGGACCGCUACUGGUCCGUCAGCCGCGCCAUCGAGUACAACGCCAAGCGGACGCCGCGCCGCAUCAAGUGCAGCAUCCUCAUCGUCUGGACCAUCGCCGCCGUCAUCUCCCUGCCGCCCCUGGUCUACAAGGGCGAGAAGAAGGCGGCGCCGGGCGGACGGCCGCAGUGCAAGCUCAACGAGGAGGCCUGGUACAUCCUCUCCUCCAGCAUCGGCUCCUUCUUCGCCCCCUGCCUCAUCAUGAUCCUCGUCUACCUGCGCAUCUACCUGAUCGCCAAGCGCCGCCACCGCCGCGGCCAGAGCCCCCCCGCCGCCCCCAGCCCCUCGGGUUCGGUGCCCCCAAACGCCGCCCCCACCACCGAUGGGGACACCCGGGGACCCCAUCCCCUGCCGGCAGACAGGACCUCGCUGCUCAGCCCCGAGGAGCCGUCGGCGGCAGCGGUGGCGACAGCGGGGGCCGGCCAGGGGUCCGAGGGGUCCCCACAGCCCGUGGGGCGCCCCAGGGACACGUUGGCCACGGGGACGGGGCGGGUGGUGCUGGCACCCACGCUGAGCCCCAGCCCCUGGCGGAGGAAGGCGCAGGCGAACCGGGAGAAGCGCUUCACCUUCGUGCUGGCCGUCGUCAUCGGCGUCUUCGUCCUCUGCUGGUUCCCCUUCUUCUUCCUCUACAGCCUGGGCGCCGUCUGCCCCCGGCGCUGCAAGGUGCCCGAGGGCGUCUUCCAGUUCUUCUUCUGGAUCGGCUACUGCAACAGCUCCCUCAACCCCGUCAUCUACACCGUCUUCAACCAGGACUUCCGCAAGGCUUUCCGCCGCAUCCUCUGCCGCCGCGGCGCCCGGACGGCGUGGUGAGGGGCUCGCCCCCGCCCGGAGGCACUGCACCUUGCCCCCCCAGCCCCCCGACGCUACGACGGGUUCGUGCCGCGGUUUUCGGGGAGCUUUGCUCUUCCUUCCACCCCUCUCACCUUCGCUGUCUCUGCCGGUCCUGGUGGCCG
Molecule: messenger RNA, 1666 nt
Organism: Oxyura jamaicensis (ruddy duck)
Lineage: Eukaryota; Metazoa; Chordata; Aves; Anseriformes; Anatidae
Gene: ADRA2B
Product: adrenoceptor alpha 2B
Exons: 1
Coding region: 333-1523 (396 amino acids)
Biological process (GO): regulation of vasoconstriction; adenylate cyclase-activating adrenergic receptor signaling pathway; regulation of smooth muscle contraction
Cellular component (GO): membrane
Molecular function (GO): alpha2-adrenergic receptor activity
Source: RefSeq, a predicted model, not a curated record